Messenger RNA from Penicillium olsonii, 1572 nucleotides. NCBI's taxonomy places the organism in Eukaryota, Fungi, Ascomycota, Eurotiomycetes, Eurotiales, Aspergillaceae. The record is from the annotation of a GenBank genome assembly.
AUGUCGGGGGCGGAGGUAAUCGCAGUCGUAGCCUGUGUGGCAGCUGUUGUCUCCGCCUACAAUGACGGAAGUCGCAUUCUCACAGCUAUCCGGCACAAAUGGCACGAUCGCCGGCGGCAGACGGACCAUUCCACGAGGGACUUGGAGUGGUCGCUCGCUCGAGGCCAUCACGAGAUUCUCUCCCAAUACCAGGAGUAUCAUCAUGAGAUUGGCAGACGGUACGACGAGGGAGACUCGAUCGCCCGAGAACAGAUGAAGGAUAUCAUCAUCACGCUUCAAGGAGCUUUGCUUCGGCAUCUGCGGGAGGCCCAGGAGAAGGGCGUUCACUUGGACCUGAUGGCCAUGCAGAUCGAGUCAGAGCAAGGCCGCGUGAGGACGCUGGUAGUGCUGGGGGACCUCUUCGAGCGACUGGCUCGUCCUUCGCCUGUGUUUCCCUCGGUUUCAAUGUCCAUUGAUCCGACCUACCGGAGGGGAGAAUCGUACGGUCGCAUAUAUCAGAAUCUGACCGAUGGUUCCCGGGACAUAGGAAACCCUUUGAGUGGCCUUCCCGGAUCAUCGAGUGGGAUUAUGGGGAGUUUUUGCACAUCGCCAACCGAGUCACUUGCGCCAGUAAAAGAAUUCGAGAUGAAAAGUCCUGUACCAAGCACCUCCCGUUGGCGACCAGGUAUUGCAUCAGUCGUCAGCAGUGUCAGCGACAGGCUCCAUCCCCGGUCAAGCCGCGUGAGCGUAUCAUCACUACCACCAUCCAGACCUGAUUCCGUAUUCACGCAUGGCACAGUACAAGCGGGAUCACCAACAGAUCCUAUCCCAGAAAUCGACCUUCGCCCAGCGACGCCCCAUCCUAUCCCCCAUGAUGAGAUAUGCGGCAACCCAUGGCAGCACGAGCUGAGCACAGACUCCGACGACGACAUCAUCAGACAGCUCCACGGCACUCACCUCUCUCCCUUCUCAGCCCCGACUGGGCGGCGACAUUCCCACCCACCUCCCUCCAUCUCAUCAACCGAUUCCACGCCCUCGAACCCGUCAACGGGCAGCGACACGACACCAGCCCGUCCUUUCUGGCUCCCCUCCAAAGCAAACAACUACCUUGGGCUUUGCAAAGGUGCCUGGAAAGUUCACAGCGGGUUCGCGGGCUUCAAGAUCCAUUCCGAGCCCGGAUCAGGCUACUACACGCAGCGGUCGUGGUUGCGCUGUAAAGAAUGCGCCUUCGAAGCACCGAUGGCCAAAUCAUCCGGCCAUGAUCCUCUGUUUGAUGAGACCGUCCGAACGCACCACCCAACUGGUGUUCGUUACCGGUCGAAAUUCCUGGCUAAAUCGCACGUUCCCUGUAAACGCGACUCGGCCUCGGGGUUUUCUCCAUUGGUUCCGCGCGGUGCCUUCUGUUGUAUUUUCUGCUGUGCUCACCAAGGAUCCACGCAUGUUUAUGGUAAUCUUGAUGCGUUUUUGGGACACCUGGCGGAUAGUCAUUGUGUCGUGGACCGAGAGACCCUGGCUCUCUUGCCGAGUACACGAUGUAUAAUUGGUCGGGUGGCUGGAGAUUCGGAGUAUUUCGAUGUGAACAUUCCGCGAUGA